Messenger RNA from Drosophila innubila, 1455 nucleotides. RefSeq names its product serine/threonine-protein phosphatase 2A regulatory subunit B'' subunit gamma-like. Gene Ontology annotation, cellular component: spindle; centrosome. NCBI's taxonomy places the organism in Eukaryota, Metazoa, Arthropoda, Insecta, Diptera, Drosophilidae. Gene Ontology annotation, biological process: B cell homeostasis; microtubule cytoskeleton organization; cortical cytoskeleton organization. The transcript is spliced from 3 exons. Bases 15 to 1352 code for a protein of 445 amino acids. The record is from RefSeq and is a predicted model, not a curated record.
ACUCAAAUCACCAUAUGGAAUUGGAUCCAGAAUUUGUUGAGGAAUUCGCUAAUCUAAAGGUCUCCACGCGGAAGAUUUCCCCCGAGGAGCUGGCCAGUUUUAAUGAGAAGGCACCGCUGCGAGAGCGUUCUCAGACGAAACAUCCUUCGUAUGCUCACAUACCACAAUUCUUUUAUGUGCCUCCCCCGCCAGCGGACAGACUGCGGCACUUGCUGCGAAAGGAGGCACAUUCGGUGUUCCUUCAGCAGCAGGCAGAGGAGCAGCUGGACAGCGAGGAGCUCAAUCAGCUGUGGGACAGGUUGAAGGAACAUGUCACCGAGACGACAGCCAAGAAGCAGCAGCUCAUCAGCUACGACGACUAUUGUAAGCUGCAGUCGAUUGUCGGCGACAAGUGCCGCAAAUAUCUCACGGCUCGACUUUUUGCCUAUUUGCUUUGCGAUUCUGCGUAUCUUGGUUUUGUGGAGGUUGCCACCAUUUAUAAUUAUACGAUCCGGAAAGUGUGGCUAACACAGUGUCGCAUUGGUCUCUCUUUCUACGAUGAGGUUGGCCAGGGUUAUUUAAGGGAGUUUGAUUUGGAAAACUAUUUGGUUGACCUCCUGCCCACAUUGAGCCAGAUCCGUGAUUGUAUGCAGCCCUCGUUUCAGAAGUUCUAUGUUUGCACGGCAGUUAAAAGGUUUUUCUUUUUCCUUGAUCGCUUGCGCACGGGGCGUAUACGUAUUCGAGAUAUUCUAGCCUCUGGUAUGAUCAACGAGUUGAUGGAACUGCGUCAUGAGCCAAAGAAAACAGAUACGGAAACGGAAACGGAGGAGUCAUCACCUCCCAAUUGCUUCUCAAUGCCCGCUGUGCUUGCCAUCUAUGAGAACUACCUGAGUCUCGACCAGGAUCACAAUGGCCUAUUGAGUAAACAGGAAUUGGUCUACUACGGCUCUGGCACGCUCAGUUCUGUAUUUUUGGAUCGGGUAUUCGAAGAGUGUCAUACCUACGAUGGCGAAAUGGACUAUAAAUCGUUUCUAGACUUUGUGCUUGCCCUGGACAAUCGACAGACACCUCAAGGACUUCACUACUUGUUUCGCAUGCUGGACGUGCAUCACACAGGGUAUCUGACGGAGCAGACACUGCACUAUUUCUUCAAGGGUAUACAGGAGCAAAUGGUGGCAUUCAGCGAAGAAGCUGUUAAUUUCGAGGAUAUCAGCAAUGAGAUAUUCGACAUGGUCAAGCCAAAGGAUCCAAGGAAAAUAACUUUGCAGGAUCUGAACAAUUGCGGCCAGGGGGAGACUGUGGUGUCCAUAUUAAUUGAAUUUCAUAAAUUCUGGGCUUACGAGAACCACAACAACAAUCCGCAAAAUAUUUAAUGGGUGCAUGCCACACAGCAACAACAGCAGCAUCAGCAGUGGCAGUGGCAGCAACCAGAGUAAAUGCCGCGACACCAUUAAGCGCAAUUUAAUUAAAAUCCCA